GAUGUCUGAUAAUAUAAAAAAAAAGAUAACAAUUAAAAUAUUAAUGUAGAAUAAUUAAAAUUAUAUUAUAUUAUUUAUUUGUAUUGUUUAUGUUUUAAAAUCAAAAAUUCAUACAGAAAUUGUAUUUGAAUUAAUAUAAUAAUAUAAAGCCAUAUAGAUACUAUAUUCAUCAUGGAUAAACGAUUCUCUAAAAUUGGCGAUGAUCCAAAGUUUAGGCGUGUGCCUAAAGCUGAUCGCAAAGUUAAGAUUGAUAAACGGUUUCAAUCGAUAUUCAAUGACAAACGAUUUAAAGUUAAAUAUACUAUUGAUAAAAGAGGAAAACCCCUACGUGGUUCUACUACUGAUGACUUUAAAAAGUUUUAUCAUAUGUCCGAUGAUGAAAAAGAUGACACCACAGAUUCCGAACAAAAUUCUAGUGAUGUUACACAAGAAUCAGAGUCAGAAGAGCAGACAUUAGUUGAAGAGGAUGAUGAUGUAGAGAGUAACAUAAUCUGUAAAACUAUCAGAGAUCGCCGUUUAAAAGAUAAAACAGUAGAUUAUGCUAGAGGCGAUGGUGAAUUGAUGUCUGACAGCUCAUCAGAUGACGACACAUCUUCUGAUGAAGAAAAUGAAGAAAACCUAGAACAUUGUUGGGGAGAAUUGGACAAAGAUGCUGAUAAUGUAGAGGAAGCCACAUCUAGGUUAGCCUUGUGUAAUAUGGAUUGGGACAGAAUUCAGGCAGCUGAUUUGAUGAUUCUCUUUAAUUCAUUUUCACCUAGUGAUGGUUACAUCAAAUCUGUGACUAUUUAUCCAUCUGAUUUUGGUAUAAAACGAAUGCAAGAAGAGGAACUUAAAGGGCCUCCUGAACUAAUUUCUAGUAACCCUAAGGAAAUUGGUUCGUCUGAUGAAAGUGAUCAAGAUGAAGAAGAGGGUGGUAAAUUUCACAUGGAGAAACUACGUAAAUAUCAACUUGCAAGGCUUAAAUAUUAUUAUGCUAUUAUUGUGUGCGACUCUCCUGGAACUGCUGGUAAAAUAUAUACAGACUGUGAUGGUAUAGAAUAUGAAAGCAGUGCCACACGUUUAGAUUUACGAUUUGUACCAGAAGAUACUGAAUUUGAUCAGGAACCAAAAGAGGUCUGUGAUAAAUUACCAGAUUUAACUAAGUACAAACCUCAUCUAUUCACUACUACCGCUUUACAACAAGCGAAAGUGAAUCUCACAUGGGAUGAGACAGAUCCAAGGCGUAGUGAAUUAGUAAAUAAGCUUAAGACAAACCCAAAAAGUGAAAUUAAUGAUAGCGAUUUACAGAAAUAUGUAGCUUUUAGUUCAGAAGAUGAGAAUAGUGAUGACGAAUUUGUUGAAGAAAAUAAUGAAGAUGGUGAUUCUAAAAAAAACCCAAUUGAUAAAUACAAAGAACUAUUACAAAAUAUACAAGAUGAAGAAGAAAAAAAGGCGAGUAAAGAUUCAGAAUUAGAAAUUUCUUGGGGUAUUGGUUUACAAGAAAAAGUACAAAAAUCAGUUGAUGAAAAAUCAAAGAAAAAUUUGACACCAUUCCAGAAAAUGAUGGAAAAAAAGAAGGAGAGAAUGAAAGAAAAACAAAAACUACGAAAAGAAACAAAUGAAACUAAAGAUAAUGGAAAUGAUUCAGAGGAUGAAAAUAAACAAAUAAAACAACAAGCAGAAUUAGAAUUGUUAUUAAUGGAUGAAGAACCUAGCGAAAAACAACAUUUUAAUAUGAAAAAAAUACAAGAAGAAGAAACUAAAAGCUCGAAAAAAAAGAACAAAAAGAAAACUUUAAAUGAAAAAUCUGUUAGUGAUGCUUUCUCUGUUGAUGUAAAAGAUGAUCGAUUUUCUGCAUUAUAUACAUCACAUUUAUUUAACAUUGACCCUGCUGAUCCAAAAUUCAAAAGGACAAAAGGCAUGGAAGAAUUUAUUUCUGAAAAAGCCACAAGGAGGCAACAGUACGAUACAGAAAAAGUUGAUGUUCCUCCAAAAAAGAAGUCCAAACAAUCAAUUAUUAAUCCAGAACUAUCUAAUCUUGUAAAAUCUAUCAAAAGUAAAACUAAACAUAAUAAAUAAAUCUUAAUCGACUAGACUAUAAUAUUUGUAUUGUAUGUGUAUCUACUUCUAGUAAGUAGCAGUAUAACAUAAGUUUAAUGUAUGCUAUUAUAUUAUAAUAUUAUAAUAUUAUUGUAUAAAUUAUGAUAAAAUGAAUUUAGUUACUAUAGUAAGUUAGAAGUUAUAUCUUGGUAUAAAUUCAUUAUGAUUUAUAGUUAUACUAGACACUAGGCAUAAAUAUAUAAUAUAUAUUUAUAUUCCAUUCUGACAAAUGACAAUGCUCGAUGGUGGAAGAAUUUAGUAGAAACAGCAAAAAAAUAUGAGUAAUUUUUUAACAUAUUUAUAGUAAUAUUACGAAUAAAAAUAAAAAAUAUAGUAUAUUAAUACACAUAUUUUACUAAAAUAACAUAAGAUAAUCUGGUUUUAAAAUAAAACAUGGAAUUGUUUUAGGAUAUCUUUUACGGUUAGGUCAUAAAUUCUUUGUUUGAAAGAGCAUUCGAUAGAGUUUUUAGAUAAUAAAUGUAUUUUUUGAAAGGGCGUGGAUAUGUAUAAGGGCAUUUAAAUCAGAGCCUUAGUUAUAAGUAAUAAUCAGGGUUAGGAACAUAAUAUAACACAAAUGUCUACUUAUAUACUAACUGUAUAUACCUACUUCAAUAACGUUAUAUACCUAUUAUUAAUUUUUAUUAUUAUUAUAUUAAUAUGAUUUAUGACGUAUAAACACUAUGUAGUAUAUAAAAUUGAUAUUAUACUGUGUUGGGGCUAGUAUUGUUUAUUGUUGAGGACGGUUGUGCCUAUACAGUAUACAUAGUUUAAUCAAAUAGAAUUAGUUUAUUUAUAUAUUGUAAUAUUUCUACAAUAAAUUUUACAAUAAAGUUUUAAUGAUUGUAUCCAAUAAGCCUUUAACUUUUUAGAUUCUGAGCGGAGCGAUGAAUGUAUUAAUUUUACAAUGAUGUGUGUUUUAUUUUAUUUAUUUAUUUUUUUGUCUGUCAUCAACUUUUAGAACACUAAAAAUGCUUAGAUUUUCUUCAACAGUAUCUUUUUUGAUAGGAAAAUGAAUAUAGUUGGUACUUUGGGUGGUCAAAAGUAAAACACUCCCAGUAGUUUUCAAAAGUGCAGUGAAAAACAAAAGAAAAAUUAAGGAAAAACGGGAAAUUUACGCAAAAUCUGUUUUCGAAAAAAUUGAAUCUAGCGGAAUUAGAAAUCGAUUUUGGUUUUUGGUGUAACUCUUAAACAAGUUACCGUAGGUACAUGGCAUUUUGACUGCAUGUUUAUAUUAGCAUUUGCUAUACACCAUAACAUUUUCCAAAUAUUUUGACUUAUUUUGAGCUGUUUACAGACAUUUUCAGUUUUUAUUUUUUUUUUCUAUAAAUAUUAAUAAAAUUGUAUUUGUUGGUUAGAAAAGCUUGAAAAUUUAAUAGGAGGCUCCUAGUAAAUUGUUUAAAAGGCAGAUGAAAAAAAUUAAAAAUCCAUAGUCACAGUUUUUUUUUAUAAGUAAUCAUUUAAAUUUCAAAUAUUGACAAAAUACGUAAAAAUGACGAAAAUUUUCAAACUAUUUUGAG
Molecule: messenger RNA, 3596 nt
Organism: Metopolophium dirhodum (rose-grain aphid)
Lineage: Eukaryota; Metazoa; Arthropoda; Insecta; Hemiptera; Aphididae
Product: ESF1 homolog
Exons: 8
Coding region: 172-2058 (628 amino acids)
Biological process (GO): rRNA processing
Cellular component (GO): nucleus
Molecular function (GO): RNA binding
Source: RefSeq, a predicted model, not a curated record